AUGGGGUCAUACAAGUGUGCUUUGGAGUUAUGGAGAAAAAAGCAAACAGAUGUUAUUAGGGUUUUGCCCAAGAUGAGAUUGUGGGGGUACAGAGCUUUCCACACAGAGGAGGCCAAGCCAGAUCAGUUGCUGGCAGUACUGAAAUCAGGAUGUGCAAGUCAAUCUAUUGCUCCCGCAAACCAUUUGACUAGGGGCGUAGCUGGAGCUGAUGGAAUUCCUGUUCUAUAUGGAAGGAAGUGCGCUAGAGAGUUAAUGUCUACUUCUUGGCCACAAUUUCAACCCACAAGAAACUAUAUAGCAAGUUCCAGCAUUCCUCAAUUUUGUAGAUCCAUUUCAUCAAAAGCUUCACGGCAACCACGACAAAGUCCAUCUGAGAAUAAGAAAGACUUAUCUACUGUAGAGGAUCCUUUUGAUGCUCCUACAUACAACAUCCCAGAAAAGCCUGUGACAUUUGUAGAGGGAGCUUCCUACAGUGUAGUUAUUCUUGCAGGGCUUGGAAUUGCUGCUGCCGCAGGAUAUGCUGUCUUUAAGGAGCUUAUUUUUGAACCGAAAGAGUACAAGAUCUUUAACAAGGCUCUUAAAAGGGUUCAAGAUGAUGCACAGGUUAGGAUGAGGGUCGGAUACCCUAUUACAGGGUAUGGUCAAGAAAGUAGAAACCGUGCUGCUCGCCAACGCAUUCCCAACAGAAUAUGGCAUGAUGAAGAAGGGGUUGAGCACGUAGAGGUUAAUUUUUAUAUACGAGGGCCUCACGGAGCUGGGAAAGUAUUUGCCGAGAUGUUCAAUGACCAAGCAGACAAGCAAUGGAAGUACACAUAUUUGAUUGUUCAGAUACAAGCACCUUCCCCAGCACAACUGAUUUUGGAGUCUUAUCUGCCAAGUUAUAACGCAGCCAACUAG
Molecule: messenger RNA, 897 nt
Organism: Prunus armeniaca (apricot)
Lineage: Eukaryota; Viridiplantae; Streptophyta; Magnoliopsida; Rosales; Rosaceae
Source: the annotation of a GenBank genome assembly